This is a messenger RNA of Contarinia nasturtii (swede midge), 910 nucleotides long. RefSeq lists its product as uncharacterized. Bases 182 to 910 code for a protein of 242 amino acids. The transcript is spliced from 5 exons. NCBI's taxonomy places the organism in Eukaryota, Metazoa, Arthropoda, Insecta, Diptera, Cecidomyiidae. The record is from RefSeq and is a predicted model, not a curated record.
CUGAUUGAUGCUGCAUAAAACUACAGUCAAAUUUGGAGUACGUUUAUCGGUAUGCAUAGUGUUUUCAUCGGAAAAUUCAAAAUUUCUGUAAAAAUACGACAUUAAUCAGUGGAUAUCCAAUUGGAAUUUUGAUUGUUUAUUCGUGGAAAAUUGAGAAAAAAGGUGUCUUCAACAAUCGGAAAUGACUGGCACGAACGAAUCACACCAUGAAUUGGACGAGGUAUUGGGAUCACAUGAAGACCGACUCGUGAAUGAGCUCCAUAAAAUGUCAAGUUCGUUUGAGUCGUUUACUCAAGACCGGCGAUUGAUCGCCAAUUUCUUUGAUUUUAUCAAUUUUCGGUUAGUAGCAACGUGCAAGAAGAUUGAGACGGAGUAUUUUUCGCAGCGGGCUGAACGAAUAGCCGAAGACGGUGAAAAAUCGAUCAAAAAUGAAGUGAAGCAUCUAAUUAAUGGAGCUACUGAGAUUGUCAGGCACAAAACAAGGGAAAAAAACGACGAAGAAGACGAAGAAAGUGAUCAUGACUCGGAACUAUUGAAAAUUGUCGAAGACUAUGGGGAGAAUGACAUACUGAAAAAAAGUAGUGAACAUUUGAUAAACAAUGUCAGUAUUUUGGAAAAGGAUGUCACACAAUCGAUUGAUAUCAUAAAGUCGGACAUGCCAAACUCGUUCAAUUUUCCAUUGGAACUGAUCAUCAGUUCAGAAAGUGAUGACAACGACCGGGAAAAAUUACAUGACCUGACGACCAAAAAACGUGCAAAGAGAUUUAAAGGAAAAAUGACCAAAAAGCAGAAAAUUGACGACGAUAUUGUACCGAACACCACAAAUGCAGAAGGUAGUCCGAACACCACGAAUAUGGAAAUCAACGAGGAGUUGGGGUACAAGGGGUGGUUGGAGGGUGGUCGGGGGUAA